GAAGGUUCCACAUUGGUCACCGUCUCGAAAGUUCAAUGAAGGCAGACGGCUCCCUCCAGCCAGGAACAUGAAGGGCUUAUCGGGCAGCCGUUCCCAGCACCAGAUCCCUUUACCCUAUGGCUUGGACUAUGACCCCCACGUCCAUGACCUCCACCCUCACCAUGGCUCUGACUCCCGCCACUCGUCCUACCUGCUCAGCCCCACAGAGAGCUGCCCCAUGGACUUCCACCACCGCUACUCGCCGCGCAGCUCCAUCCACUCGGACUGCAUGAUGAUGUCCGGCGUCAUGAUGCCUCCUGCUGCAGCAUCUGACCACAUCUCCAGCAGCACCUUCCCCAGAAUGCACUACAGCUCUCAGUAUUACGACUCAGCCACACGGGACGACUGCGCUGCCAUCACAGCCUCAGCCACAUCUCCAGCCGUCGCUGCUGCUGCAGCCGCCGCCGCCGCCUCGUCCCAUCUCUCCGGCACCAAGAGCAACCGCCUUCCUGCUAACCUAGUCGACCAGUUUGAGAAACAACUGCCGCUACACCGCGAUGGCUUCCACACCUUACAGUACCAGCGCACCCACACCACCACAGAACGCAGCGAGAGUCCCGGCCGCAUCAGACACCUUGUUCAUUCUGUCCAGAAGCUAUUCACCAAGUCCCACUCCCUGGAGGGAUCGUCUAAGAUGAAUGGCACAAAGGGUGAUGUCAUGGGAGGUGGAGGAGGAAGUUAUCACCAUCAUGGCCACCACUCCACCAAACACGGUAGCAAGAGGAGCAAGAGCAAAGAACGAAAGAACCGUUCUGGCGGCUGGUGGAGCUCGGAUGACAACCUCGAUAGUGACAGCACUUACCGCACACCCAGUGUCAUGUCCCGGCACCACGGCGAACCCGUCAGCCACUACUACCCAGAAUCCACGCACAGCCACCAUUUUGGAGACCUGUCACUCAAGACCUCUAAGAGUAACAAUGAUGUCAAGUGCAUGGCCUGCGAGGGCAUGGCCAUGGCGCCCGAGGGCAAAUUCAUGAAGAGGAGUUCCUGGUCGACACUGACAGUCAGCCAGGCCAAGGAGGCGUACAGGAAGUCAUCGCUAAAUCUCGAUAAGCACUCGGAUCUCAAGUCAUCGCGGACGUGUCACUACCUGCAGGUGCCCCAGGAUGAAUGGGCUGGAUACCCAGGGGAUGAUGAGAUCCCGUGUCGGCGGAUGCGCAGCAGUAGUUAUGUCAAAGCUAUGGGAGAGGUGGAAGAUGAAAGUGGGGAUUCUGACACCAGCCCUAAGACCUCCCCACAGAAAGCCAUUCGGCCAGAUGCUCUCGUCCUCAAAUCAGCCAUGCAGAGACCCCAUCUAGACUCCCAAAGCCAGGGCUACCACUUGCAAACAAGAGAAAUGCGACCCCACCCUAGUGUCACGCUGGACCCUGCCUCCUUUCACCCCCCACCCUACCGCUCUCGCAACCAGAGCUACAUGCGCGCCGUCAGCACCCUCAGUCAGGCUAGCUGCGUCAGCCAGGUGAGUGAGACUGAGAUCAAUGGCCAGUUUGAGUCAGUUUGCGAGUCCGUUUUUAGUGAAGUAGAAUCCCAGGCCAUGGAAGCCUUGGACCUGCCUGGUUCGUUCCGCACUCGAAGCCACAGUUACCUCCGUGCAAUUCAGGCUGGUUAUUCCCAAGAUGACGACUGCUUGCCUUCAAUGACAUCCUCCACUGUCACUUCAACUCUCAGAUCCACAACAGGCAUCCGUAGCUUAGCUGGGGGGCGUAGAGAGUACGGUAGGUCUGGGAUUCAGUUUCGUCUACCUUCUUCCUGUAGUGUGGACCGCGCUCAGCCACCUCCAGCGGUAUCAUAUCCUCCCAGUUACAAGAAGACUCCACCUCCUGUGCCCCCGCGCACCACCACCACCAAGCCUCUUAUCUCUGUGACAGCCCAGAGCAGUACAGAGUCCACCCAAGAUGCCUAUCAGGAGGGCAGGCAUCCACAGGGCGGUCUGUGGACCACGGACAGCCUCGGACGUCCCAUCUACAGCUCCAUGGGCUCCAUGGACAGCCUGGACAGCACCAAGGCAGUCACCAUGGCCAUGGAGUCAGCAGCAGGCAAGAGGCAUGCAUCUUUGGGCAGCCACACUUCCGUCCAGACAUGCGAUAAAGCAGUGCUGGUGUCCAAGGCUGAGGAGUACCUCAAAACCCCACGCUCAUCUAUCGGGAUACAGGUGGAAACUGCGACGGACUCUGAGACUGAAAGUAAAGGCCUUCCUCAGUUCCAUUCGAUAGGGAUCCAGGUGGAGGAUCACAAACGGCAAGGGAGGUUCAAGCGCUCCAACAGUGUGACCACUGCAGUACAAGCUGACAUGGAGUUGGAGGGCUUUCCCUCCAUGGAGGACAAGGGCCUGCAGUUCGGUGGAGGCUUCGGUCGCCACUCUGAGCCCAGCACGCCCACGCAGUACGGGGCUAUCCGCACGGUGCGCACACAGGGCCUGUUCAGCUACAGGGAGGACUACCGGCCCUCCAGCGGGCACUCCAGCCCGCAGCCUGAACCCUGGCUGGUCCAACCCAGUCUGGAGAGCACCGAGACGGGCCGGGUGUCCCCCCUCCGCAGGGACGGCAGCUGGUUCAUGCAGCUCCUUCACAAUGAAACCAAGCGGCUGGAGGGAUGGUGCAAAGAGAUGGAGAGGGAAGCAGAGGAGCACGACCUGACGGAGGAGAUCCUAGGAAAAAUCCGGAGUGCGGUGGGAAGUGCUCAGCUACUAAUGUCUCAAAAGUUUCAGCAGUUUUACUGGCUAUGUCAGCAGAAUCUGGACCCCAGUGCCAUGCCCAGACCCACUUCUCAGGACCUGGCUGGGUUCUGGGACCUCCUGCAGCUCUCCAUUGAUGACGUCACUGCCAAGUUUGAUGAGCUGCAGCUGAUCAAGAGCAACGGCUGGCAGCUGGUGGAGAGCCCAGAGAAGCAGGAGCGGAAAUGGCCGCCACCUCUUCUAAAGCGACAACCAUCAAAGGGCCGAGGUGGCAUCUUGCGGGAACGCUCUCUGGACCUUCAGGACCGCCAGCGACAGGAAGCGCGCAGACGCCUCAUGGCCGUCAAACGAGCAGCUUCUUUCAGACAGAACUCAGCCACAGAGAGGGCAGACAGCAUCGAGAUCUACAUCCCAGAGGCCCAGACACGGCUUUGAGGUCCACAGAUUCACCUUUAGCCCCCGUUGUCCACUUCCACCCAAACACCAGCUCGUGGAGUCACAUCCAGCCUGCUGUCACCCUCUGUCACUGCUCGUCCACUCUCUCAUCACCCGUCACCAUUCUCUUGGUUGUCACUACUGAAGCUACACUAGGCAAGAGUUCAGUUGUAAAUGUAUCAUUUUGUGUCAGCUUAAGUCACAAUGUGGCACUGCCGUAGGAAAAGAACGCCCCAUCUCGCUUGAAAAAGUAUUAAUACAACAUUUAAAACAAAUCUCAAUACUAGGAGAACUGGACAAACCACUAUAAAGACAUGUUGCCCCUUGAACCUUUAGUAUUUUUUCAGUAAAAACUGAUCCCAUAUCAGAUUGGUCAACAUGAGCCAAGUUGCCUAGUGUAGCUUUAAACCUACACGGUGCUACACCAUUAGAAUGAGCUACUAUACCCCCAAAAUAUACAUUUCACCUGGUGUUUAUUUUCCACCUCAUAUAUUCAAGUUGUUGGUUAAUUUUGUCAUUGCCAAUAUUGUUAAAACCCCAGUCCUCUCCAUAGUUGCCAUUGCCCCACUGUGAGAAAGGGGUAAGGCUACAUCUUCCACAUUCAAAGUGAGACACAAAGUGCAACUUUUCUAAAGUUUCUCACCAGCAACAGUGGUCUGGAGAGUGAUGUUUCCAGCAGUGAUGAAUCUUAGCAAGGCAAAAAAGCCUUAGAAAAUGUAGAUUAUUGCCAAACUCCUGAAAAGAGAGCAAGUGUAUAAGUGUAUUUAUUAUGAGGUUCAAACUCCACACAGCCUCUGCUUUGGAGUUGGCUAAAACCUGGCAGCUUGUUGGAGACAUUUCUAGCUGGUUUGUGGUUAAAAAGUCAAAAUAGAAAAGUGUUCAAAUAUUCAACAGCCUCUCGGAGGUGCUGCACAACAAUAACAUCCAUCGUUAAGCAGGCAGGCUGCAGCUGCUGACCACUGUUGCUGAAUGAGAUUUCAAAAUAGGGCAAAAAUGAAAUCCUAGACCAUCAUUUUAGAGUUUCCAUUCAUAAAAACAUUCCCUCUUAGGACUUUACACGUUAAAAGCUGCUGGAUGCAUUUCCAUUGCAGAACAAAUAUGAAUUAUUAACAAAAGAAAGUUUAUGCGCAGCUUGGAGAAGGUGACUGUAUCAAACAAUGCAUUUUGCACCUUAUAAUAUUCAUGUUUGUAUUUCCAAGGGAAAUGUAGUUUAUGAAGCUCAUGUGAUAUUGUUGCAGUUGAAUUGCAAGGACAGAUAUGGAAACUUUACUACAGAAUUUCAUACUACUCUAUAGAUCAUAUACACUGCACCUUGUGUUUCUUUUCUUUCCGAUGCCGUUCAGGCCUCUCUUAAUUACAAUAUUGUGAUUCUAACACUUUGAACUAUACUUACAGUAUCUAUCAUAUGAACAACAUCACAAUCUACAGUAUACAUUUACUACUUAUAGUUGGAAACGUUGUGGGUUGAUUUGACAGUGCGUUUGUCUUCAGAAACCACAUCUCAUAUCUCACUGCAUCUAACCUUUGUUCCAAGUGGGGCUUUUCAAAAGACACUUUUCUGAUCUGCUCAUGUAGUUUAGGAAAGACAGGUGCAAAUGACACUUUAAUAAUAUUCAGUUACUAUAGUAAAUGGUGCUGCUUUUUACUCUAAAACGGUUGUCCUUUACCCAGUCCUAUGUGCACGCACACACACACACUCAAGGACUUUUUAAAACAGAGAUUUAUUAAUAUGGUGCCCGUCGUCUCUGAUGACUUUUGGUGGAUUGUGACUUUAGAAAAAGAUCAUCUUUGCAAUGCUCUUGCCCUCAGUGAUGUGAAGGAGGAGAAGGUUUUAUGGGUUCACUUCCUUUCUAAACAUGCAAAGAGGUUGGUGUUAUUUAUUUAAGAGACUACAAGCUUUGACAUUCCACCUUAAAAAAUAAAAUAUGCCCACCCUGAGCCAAGGGCAUUCUGCUAAAGCUGGCUGAACAGACUGCAUUGUACCUGUCCAUAUUUUAUACCACAGCAACAAUGUCCAACAAUUUGCAGCAUGCACAUUCAUCCUCAUUUGCAGAGCUAACCCCAGCUAAUGAAAACAAAUGUCGAUACAGGGCCACUAGAACUAUGCUGCAGUGUUUAAUGUUUCCCAUUUGAUUGUAAUUAGAAUAGCACUGAGUCGUGGAGGGCAGUCUGUCCGCUGUAGAUGCUUGUGUGAGUGUCAGGAUUAUGAUGGGGUUUAUUUUUACUUUGAGUUUCAGUACUUCUUGCUUUGUGACGUGUGCACACCCUAAAACUGAAACCCGAACCUUACCAGACGGCCUUAACCUCAUGAAUGUAGAGCCCAACAAAAAUGCAAAAAAAAUCACUUCCUUUGAGACUGCUGAAAAUCCAAUUCAAUUUGAACGGGAGAGAGUUUACUCCAAAAUCUUAUAAUAAAUACAUUUAAGUUUCUCUAAUUCAUUUCGGCUUCAAGCUUAAACAUGCCGUGUCACCAAUCUUCAGCUCGUCUCCCUGAUUCUCACAGGAAGUACAGAUGUUUUCGCCAUUACGAAGGCAAAGGCGUUCAUACAUAAACAAAAACAGAUUUUUUGUUUUACAGCAUGUCAAUAAAAUAGAAUCUGAUCGAUUCAUACAAGUUCCAAUAAAAAUAAAAUUCAAGAAAUUGAUUAAAAGAAAUGCAAACGAGAAUUCAUGAUAUAGUUACACAUUUAUGUAGACUGUAAAAUGAAUGCUUAUUUUCUGUGGAGUUUAUAUUUAUAUGCACCGUUAAAUAUAUUUAGACUGGAUCUCUUGUUCCAGCUGUAAAUCACCUUCACUAAACCAAAUUCUCACCGAGUGAACUAGUUACUAGCUUACUGUGUAUAUACUGAGCCCCGAUAUAGACUAAAUAACUAUUUAUUGAAUAUAAUUAUAGCUUAAAAAUCAAAUAUAUUAUAUAAUUACAGAUUCUUAUAACAGGUUAUUCUCAAUGGAUUUUACUUAACUUAAAAACAAAUAUAUUUUUCCAUGAAGGGGCUUUGCCUCAAACAAAACUCCAUUAUAUUGUAUUUCAGAGAAGAACAUAGAGGCUGAUUCCAUUUAACAACCCUCUGUAGUCAGGAAGCUAAAUUAUUUAAGUCAUUUCAUUUUAAUAAGCCUUGUUCUAAUCAUAUUCAGUCUGAAGAACAGACAUCUUCUACAAAGUGUAGUGCUAAAUGUUUUUUAUUCAGUCUUUUUAAAAUGUAUAGAAAUAAGGGCAUAACAAUGGUGGUAUCUUCUUUUCCUCAAUUAUUCCCUAGCAGAUCUUUAACAGGAAGUAACACAUUCUGUAUGUUUCUAAUAUAUAUAUAUAAUUGACAGACUUACCUUCUUUUUGCUUGCUUGGUUGACUGUUCACACUUUUAGGGGAACAAUCUUCUCACAGUACCUUGAACAAAAAAAAAAGGUGUAUUACUUUAAAGUGGACACUUAAUGUGAAAACCUGAAAGGAGUGACUAACAUAUUUUUGUAUAGAAGUAAAUCUAAUCCGGCAGCACAUGGUUGAUUUAAGGCAUAUUUGAGUAAACACUAUAUACAGUAGUGCAACAAGUGUAUUCCCUGUGGUGAAUGUCACCAGAAGUAGAGUUAACAGAUUAUUCCCAGUUUAAUUCAUGUUUUGUAGGACAAUAAAAACCUCACGCAAUCUUCCACUUCCCUUGUAGGUCUAUUAAUAUCAUGAAGGAGAAUUUAGUUUAAAAUAUUAAACACCUCGUUUAUUUCACUGGUCCCGCCCCCAUAGGGACAGACAGUAGCUUCUCUGAUAUUUGCUGACGGGCUACUUCAACACUCUGACUGCUCUUCCACCUAACCGAACGUCAAGCAAAUCAAGUCUACUUCCCACAGACUGCAAACUGUGAUCCCAGUUUUUUGUAGUUUCUUAUGUUGCCAGGUAGUUUGAAUUGAUUUCACUUUUAAACCAGUAGGCAUGAGUCAAAUCUGUGAAGUGUUUGUCAUACGGUAUGAUGUUGGUUUAGCACAUACAAAGGGGAACAGUAGAGUGACAAUGAUUGACAGGUUGCAGACUCACUGUUGGUGGCUUGUGUCAAAAAUGAUGUCACUUUGGUUUUUGCACCAAUCAUCUAUCAGUAACAGACACAAAGAUGUCCUCUAACGUCACAGGGACACCAGCUGCUGCGAGGGAUGAACACAACUAGAGUAUGUGUGACGUGAAAAACACAUUUUGCGGUAUCAAGCAGGGUAUUCUAUGAUCAUAGUUGUAUAUUUUGGGAUUACUCGUCGUGAGCAUUGCAUCUCUGAUGAAGCGCUUAAUAUAUUUUGCUUUUUCAGGUCUGUGUCAUAUUUGUACCCACCGUGCUAUGAGGGGCUUAGGAGUUUGGCAAUUAUGUACAUGACAAAUCCUCAGGUGCCUUACAGUUUGAUCCUCAUAGGCCUCUGUGAGGGAGUGUUUUGGGGUUGAGGGAAAACACCUCUCAGAGUGCAGGUUUGUUCGUGACACCAUUACAAAGGGCUGGAAACUGUGCUGGGUCGGGCUGCAGGAAAACUGAUUUACAUUGAUAUUUGACUAAUCCAAACAUCCUACUGUAAUACAUACAGCACAAUACAGUGUAGAGGAAAAUCAAAGGAGGAUUUGCUAACUUUUCAGUCACACAGAUGUUCUGCUUCAUUAAAAACAUGUGAAUUGUAGAAAAUGUUGAUUUUAACAUCUCAGAGUGCACGUCAAAUCUAGCUUAGCAAUUUAACUCCUUGAAAUGUCCUCAUUUUCCACCUAGCUGUGAUAUUGUAAUCUCUCGAUGUUUGGCCUUUUUUUGGCAUCUACAGAAACUAAGGACUGACAAACUUGACCAGCCAAAAAGUGCAAUAGUGUUUUCAUACGAAGACAGGCGGGCUCACCUACAGCUAUUUACCUCACGGUUAUUAAGUGUGUUAGCGAACAUGGUAUAGUAGGAGUAGUUGUAAUCUCCACAGGAACACUUUGUCAUGCCUGUGUACUAUGCAGCGGUACUUCUGUGGGGCAGCAGAGCUCAUGCAGAUCACCUUUUAUUUACAGAGCACUGAAAGCACGCUGUCCAUCAUGCUUUACACUACAGGAGCAAAAACUCUCAUUGCCAUCCAGGGCUCAAUCUUACCAUGGUCACCUAUUUACUUGUAUGCUUAUUCAAAGAGAAUGAAGCAUCUAGUUUAAAGAAAGAGUCAGCUAACUCUCAGUAAUACUCCCGGUAGUUUCACUGCAAGGUCAUUCGUCCUUGUUUACAUCUGUUUAUGCUUUGUAUACAGCACGGUACGCAGCAUCAUAUUUAACAUCUUAAUAGUUGUCCUGAUGAUAAACCUCAGAGAAGUCUGUAUAGGUGCUGAAUCAACUAACUUCUCUCCUUGUGAUUUGCUUUCUUUUUGUUUAUUCUGACAAUCAGCACACACAUCAAAAUACACACACACACACACACACACACACACACACACACACACACACACACACACACACACACACACACACACACACGCACACACAUAUUAUAUCCUCAAGAUAGACCCCUUUUCCUUGUUUGCUUCUUGAUACAGACUCCAUUCAAUUUUCACUGGAAGCUUUUCUCCUUGUUUCUGAUACAGUUGCACUGCAAAGAUGUCUUUUUUAAAUGCUUGCUCUCUCUUCUCAUAAAUCAUGUAACUUGUGAUGAUCUUAGAUCAGCGUUUUGUCUGUUGUCUCAAUCCAAACAGCAGUCAAGAGUAAUUAUGGAACAUUAUUUGAAGUCACGCUUGCGUUAAUACUGGGCUGUAUGAGAGUGUUUCUACUCCUCAAGCAAUAAGCCUAAUUUACAUAUUUAGUUUGGCUUUUCAUCCAAUCUUUAGACUCUUUGUAAAGCUAAACCUGAGGGCUGUUAGGUACUGCUGGUGGUUAUCGCUGCUAAAAGAAACUGUUUGACAUUUUGGGAAAUAUGCUUAUUUGUUGUCUUGGCGAGAAUCAGAGAAGUCGAUCGAUCCCCAUGUUUUUACGUUAAAAAUGAAGUUACAAGCAGCAGCUGAUUAGCAAAGCUUGGCAUAAAGACUGGAAACGGGGCGAUGGCUGCGUCCAGAAGUAACAAAAUAGCACCUCUAAAGCUCACUUAUUUUCUCAUUUGAUCAUGUUUGUUUAUUUCGUACUAAGGAGUAAUAUAUUUAUUCUGUGGUUUUGCAAGGGUUUUCCCACAUAAUGAAAUAAAUGUAAAAAAAACGAACUUCUUGUUGUUACACACAGACUUUUGUAUGGGACUAUCAAACACGAUUUAACAUGUUAAUUAGGGAGUUUAAGGGAUGCUGGUAGGCACAUUUUGUUACCGAACUGUUUCCCCUAUUUUCAGUCUUUUCGGUAAGCUAAGCUAAACUAAGCUAAAAAGAGGCUAAACUAAGCCAAACCAAGCUAAGGUAGGCUAAGCUAAGCUAAGCUAACCAUCCCUGGAUGUAACUUUUCAAGUAAGCAAGUAAGAAAUAUGCACAAGACUAAAAGUAAUAAAUAGUUGAAUAAAAAGUGAUAGAUAUACACAUAUGGUUAUGGAAUAAAGAACAACAAUAUAAAUUAGGUGAGGUUAACAGCUAAAGUCAGUAAAACGUUCGAACAAGAGAUUUAUUUUUAGAGAAACCUACUUCCCAAAAUGUCAAAUUAUUCCUUUGAAAGACGAAUAUUUUCUUAUGACAAUUAACUUAGAAUUUUUUAAUGGCGUUGUAAUAUUUUCUCAUACAUGAUUUCUGUAAGUGAUUAAGGUUGAUUUUACUAUUCAUUUGUAUUUUUCUUUUUUACUUGCAACCUCAGUCCGCAUAUACUGAGUUACCAACAUCUGCUUAUUUUUAGGAACUGUGUUCUACUGUAUGAAUGGGAGGAGAAAUUAGUCGAUAUCUGUGCCGUUCUUUAUGUUUCAAAGGUUUAUGAGGAGAGAGAGAAGUCACAACUUAGUUUGCCUUUGGUGGAGAAAUGUAUUGUGUCGUGGCUGUGGGUAGAAAUAACAAGAAGGCCUAUUAUGGGUUUUGCAAUGUGACAUGAGAACAUUUAAAAAAAAGUUUGUGGUAAGCUUAAACCUAUUUUGAAUUGUUAGAUAUAUCAAUAAUGAGGA
Messenger RNA from Notothenia coriiceps (black rockcod), 10185 nucleotides. It is a transcript of the gene dlgap2a, whose product is annotated as discs, large (Drosophila) homolog-associated protein 2a. Gene Ontology annotation, cellular component: postsynaptic specialization; glutamatergic synapse. Gene Ontology annotation, molecular function: molecular adaptor activity. The record is from RefSeq and is a predicted model, not a curated record. Lineage: Eukaryota; Metazoa; Chordata; Actinopteri; Perciformes; Nototheniidae. The transcript has 12 exons. Gene Ontology annotation, biological process: signaling. Bases 68 to 3148 code for a protein of 1026 amino acids.